CCUACCUACCAUGGAUUACAAACUGGUUUCUUUGUUGGUGCUGAUAUUGGCAGUUGGAAUCACCAAUACAGUUGAGCUUACUGCUGCUAAAUGUAAAACUGAACCUAAAUCACGGAUUAACUGUGGCUUUGGUGGCAUAACCCGAGCUGAGUGCAACAACAAAGGCUGCUGUUUUGACUCCAGCAUUGUCGGUACGAUCUGGUGCUUCUAUCCCAAGCCGGAGGAAGCUGCUGCUAAAUGUAAAAUUGAACCUAAAUCACGGAUUAACUGCGGCUUCGGUGGCAUAACCCGAGCCGAGUGCAACAACAAAGGCUGCUGUUUUGACUCCAGCAUUGUCGGAACGAUCUGGUGCUUCUAUCCCAAGCCGGAGGAAGUUGCUAAAUGUAAAAUUGAACCUAAAUCACGAAUUAACUGCGGCUUUGGUGGCAUAUCCCCCGUCGAGUGCAACAACAAAGGCUGCUGUUUUGACUCCAGCAUUGUCGGUACGAUCUGGUGCUUCUAUCCCAAGCCGGAGGAAGUUGCUAAAUGUAAAAUUGAACCUAAAUCACGAAUUAACUGCGGCUUCGGUGGCAUAACCCGAGCUGAGUGCAACAACAAAGGCUGCUGUUUUGACUCCAGCAUUGUCGGUACGAUCUGGUGCUUCUAUCCCAAGCCGGAGGAAGCUGCUGCUAAAUGUAAAAUUGAACCUAAAUCACGAAUUAACUGCGGCUUCGGUGGCAUAACCCGAGCUGAGUGCAACAACAAAGGCUGCUGUUUUGACUCCAGCAUUGUCGGUACGAUCUGGUGCUUCUAUCCCAAGCCGGAGGAAGCUGCUGCUAAAUGUAAAAUUGAACCUAAAUCACGAAUUAACUGCGGCUUUGGUGGCAUAACCCGAGCUGAGUGCAACAACAAAGGCUGCUGUUUUGACUCCAGCAUUGUCGGUACGAUCUGGUGCUUCUAUCCCAAGCCGGAGGAAGCUGCUGCUAAAUGUGAAAUUAAACCUAAAUCACGGAUUAACUGUGGCCCCCCUGGCAUAUCCCUCACUGAGUGCAACAAAAGAGGCUGCUGCUUUGACUCCAGCAUUGUCGGUGUGAGCUGGUGCUUCUAUCCCAAGCCGGAGGAAGCUGCUGCUAAAUGUAAAAUUGAACCUAAAUCACGAAUUAACUGUGGCCCCCCUGGCAUAUCCCUCGCUGAGUGCAACAAAAGAGGCUGCUGCUUUGACUCCAGCAUUGUCGGUGUGAGCUGGUGCUUCUAUCCCAAGCCGGAGGAAGGUUGCUUUUUUAGAAAAUGAUCAUUGGCAUCUGCCCCCAGCAAAUUCUGCACCUCUCUACAAGCUUCAGCAUCAUUUUCUUUGUUAAACAAAGCAGGAAUUAAACCAACAGCCCAUGGAUCCGAAAAGGUCCCCUUGUAUGGAAAUCCCCCAUUUACGUUUCCAUUACAACCCCUGUCAUUGUCAAUUUACUGUUUAUUAAAACAAAAAUGUCCCCCAGUCUGAUGCCCUGUCAUUGUAUCCUUCCCUCUCUCUGUUGCCGGUCUACGACUGGCACAAUAGAAUAUUCUGUUACUUUAGCAGAAAUGUUUUAAAAAUGAUUAUAUUUCAAGUAAAUUCUAAUUUGUAAUUUUUGGGAAAAUAACUUGUUUGUUAAUGAAAAGGAACGGGAAGAAAAAUGUAGGUGCCUAUGGAGCAGAAGGCAGGAAUAAAUGCUAAAGGGCACUGGCACCAAGGAACAAAUCAUCGAGUUACUAGUGAUGAGCAAAUCAGUCCCGUUUCACUUUUAUCAUCGAAACGGUGAAAAAUUUGUGAAAUGCAUUGAAAUCAAUGGGCAUCAAAUUUUUUUUAAUAUGCAAUAUUUUU
This is a messenger RNA of Xenopus laevis (African clawed frog), 1834 nucleotides long. RefSeq names its product putative gastrointestinal growth factor xP4 (gene tff3.3.L). The record is from RefSeq and is a predicted model, not a curated record. Lineage: Eukaryota; Metazoa; Chordata; Amphibia; Anura; Pipidae. The transcript has 10 exons. The coding region runs from base 11 to 1270 and encodes 419 amino acids.